Messenger RNA from Cladocopium goreaui, 1962 nucleotides. NCBI's taxonomy places the organism in Eukaryota, Dinophyceae, Suessiales, Symbiodiniaceae. The record is from the annotation of a GenBank genome assembly.
AUGUCCUGGUAUAGCAAGCGAUCAUCACGUUGGUGGCAAGACUCGGAAAACGAAUGGCGGGAGAAGGGAGCCAAGGACUCUUCCGGUACCUCCGAGACGUGGAGCCAGUCGAGAGGGAAAGCUCGGAACGAAUGGGCGUCCAGGAACAAAGGUGACUGGAAAGGCCAGUCCGAGCGAUCUGAGUGGUCUCAGUGGUCCAAGGGUGAAUGGAGAGAAGGAGAGUGGAGCCGCUCGGACAAGGCGGAUUGGACCGGAGAAAAGUCGGAGAUUGAAAAAAGUCAAGGGCAGUGGGCCAAGACUGAGCCAAGGGUGGAGGUUCCACCAAAUCCAGCUGCCUCCUUGGAGGACGCAUUGGCAGAUGUCGAAAGGCUGCUGGGUGAAAGCUUGGGCUCCACACGAAAGUUGCUGGACGAGAGUCACAGCAGCUCCAAAGAGUCGGUUCACCUGGCAACACGUGCCCUGGAGCUUCUGACGAGGCAGACAGCUGAUCUCAAAGGUGAUGAGGAUUUGAAGAAUGCGAAGCAUGCGAAGAACGCCCUGCGUGAGUUGCUGAUGUGGCGCAACUUCGGAUCAAAGAUGUGGCUUCACAGCAAGCCAGAUCCCAUGAACUUCCAAAGAUAUGAUGCAGAGGUCCAGAAUGAAUUGAAGCAGACGUUUUCAAACAUUGAACAAAAGCUCAUGCAGGAGCUGAUCGCAGGAGAUUCUUGGUCAAAGUUGGCCAGGAAGUUGAGGUUUUGUGUGGGAAAUGAAGACUUUUCUGGUGAGAUGCGGGCCUUGCUCAGCCGCGUGGUCAAUGCCUGCGAGCGGACGAAGCGGUCCAGGCAGAAGAGAUGCGUGCAGGUUCCCAUGUCUGAGGCGGACGAAGUGGCAUUUGAGAUGAUGGCGGCAGAUGACGCCUUUGGGGAGCAGGUGAUCCGGGAUAUCCGGGCAGUACGUGCCCAAUUUCGGCAACCGGAAAUGGCGUUUGGAACCUAUCAAGCUGAGGGCCCAGCUUGGAUGCAGCACAUGUUGGGCUGGCCUAUUCCAGGGUCAGAUGCGAUUUCUCAAGCGUCGACCGCACCGGGACCACAGAGCUUGAAAGGAGGGAAGCUGAACAAUCCCUGGAGCGAGAAUUUUUGGAAGAGCACCAGCAGCUGCAUCAGGAGCAACGAGAACGAUGGAGCAGAACUGCUCCAGCCAAAGGUGGAUGAAAUCAAAAGCGACAUGGACAUCUUGAAAGAGCAGUUGUACGCCAACCACCAGGUCAGUUUCUCCGACUAUGAAAACCUCUUUGAGGAGCGGGAGAAGAUCGAUGAAGCGCGGGGAGACUUUGAGAAGGAACAGGUGGCAAAACAUCAGGAGUUGGUCCAGCGCGCACAGGAUUAUCUGGAGUACUUUUCAGAGACUUCGCGGAGACGGAUCGAUUUGAGCCAGAUUGAAGUCUUCCAGGAGCAGGAACAUGGAAUCACAUUGCGGUUGAUUGGAGGUCACCUCUUGGAGCUUCAGAUACCUCCAGAGUCCCGAGAAAAGUGGCUGGAUGCGCUGCAGCCACUGAUUAAGAGAAGCAAGGAUGAAGCUGUGUCAACUGAAGAUCCACCCCUGCCUGCCCCGCUUCAGCCGCCGACUCGAAGUCAGUUGGCCUCUGCCUCGCACCUGGCCACAUCAAUGGUGCGUGGAGCUGGGGCAACCACCAUCAAUGCAGCACGCACGGCGGUGCAUGCAGCAGUUGAUAGCACCAGUCCAACGGCUUCCCUGGGCGCAGUGCCUUUUGUGGAUGUGCUUUCCACCGGUGCUAUGGCUGUGCACGCAGCAGCGGAUGCGGCAGCUGCAGUUUCGCGUCGGCUCCAACGAGGGAACCAAAGGACACUGGAGUCACUGGAGAAGGAGCAAAUCCCGACCUCGUUUUAGUGAGGUGAGCGAGUUUGAGCCAGUUGAAGUGCUAGCUGAGCCUCACUGCUCGGUCUUGCAGUUGGAGAACUGGAG